UUUCCAUCUAUAUGCAAGAAAGACCUUCGAAAGGCCUAUUCAACGCGUGCGCUACCACCUGGACCGAUCGAUCCACAAGUGAAUCAUUCCUCGGACGGGAAACGGGGAAUCCGCCGAGGCACGUCUGGUAAUUAGAUGACCACCUCCCGAAUAUGCACUCAAGGCGGAUUCUAGCCGGCAUGUGCUCCGUCGGCACGACACUAGCUGGCCAACUACACUUCAUAUCGGAAGAGAUAUGCCUACGAUCACCACUUUCACCGUCCCAGUGCCGACUUAGUGGGCCAGACGGUUUCCAUCAUGGCCUAAUGCAAAGUACGCACGAUAUUGGCGGCUCGACUGCAGCACCGCCGUUUUCAUGGGACUUCAAGCCACGAUGCGUCACCGCCAGCGACCCGGAAGACGAUGAGCCCUAUUGUCUGUAUUCGUCGCACUCCUUCGCCGGCGGGCGGGGUAUAUCGAUCGUGACAACUCCCGACCGUAUCGAGUCCAUUCUGCAGAUGUCGGCAUUCGCCCAGUCCAAUUCAUCGCAUGAUCUUAACACGCAGGCAACCCCGCCGUUCGAGGAAAGAGAGCUCCCGGGGCGCGGCCGGGGGUUGAUUGCAAACAAGACGGUACUCCGCGGCGACCGACUGUUUGCGUACACUCCGGUGCUGCUGCUAGAUGAUGAGGCAUACGAAGCCCUGAGCGAAGAAGAGUGGAUCGAUCUUGAGACGGCGGCGGUUGAGCAACUUCCCGCGGCCACCAGGGCGGAAUUUUGGAAGCUAUACGGCCAACCGUUGGGGAACCCAGUCAGCGACCGGAUCAAUACAAACGCCUUUGAGAUUGAAACCGCUGAUGGCACAUACUAUGGCGUGUUUCCAGAAAUUGCACGCCUCAAUCACGACUGCCGGCCCAACGCUGCCUACUUUUUCGACCAGCAGAGCUUCACGCAUUACGUGCAUGUCGUAACGACCGUGGCGCCUGGCACCGAGCUCACCAUUACCUACGUCGAUCCCCACAUGUCCCGCUCGCAGCGGCGGCGGCAGCUGUCCAGUUCAUGGGGCUUCGAGUGCUCCUGCAGCCUCUGCACCGCCCAUCCGAGCCUGGGCCAGGAGUCAGACUCGCGGCUGAAGCAGAUCAAUGCCCUGAACGAGAAGCUGGAGAAGUCCUCGGCGUUGGGGUCGAGCGACGCGGCGAGAGCAUUGAUCAGCCUGUACGAGCAGGAACGCAUACACGCCGCCGCGAGCACCGCACACCGGUUCGCGGCGAAGGCAUUUUGCGCCGAGGGUCGCCGGUGGGAGACGAUCGCCCACGCGCGACUCGCGACUGAACUUACCAUGCUCGACGAGGGGUUCCACGACGAGGAGGUCGGGGCCAUGAGACGCCUGGCGGAGGAACCUCACACGCAGUCGUGUUGGCCCGGGGUGGCUCCUCCCAAUGCGACUAUAGAGGCCGCUUGGGCUGGCAACUUCUUGUAAGCCGCUGCUCCUUGCUGAACGCGGCAAUGAAUGAUGAACCGUUCGCUUUCUUCACAUGAACGCGCAGGCACGCGCCGACGAAG
Molecule: messenger RNA, 1540 nt
Organism: Purpureocillium takamizusanense
Lineage: Eukaryota; Fungi; Ascomycota; Sordariomycetes; Hypocreales; Ophiocordycipitaceae
Exons: 2
Coding region: 153-1457 (434 amino acids)
Molecular function (GO): protein binding
Source: RefSeq, a predicted model, not a curated record